This is a messenger RNA of Fulvia fulva, 747 nucleotides long. RefSeq names its product 4-formylbenzenesulfonate dehydrogenase TsaC1/TsaC2. The transcript is spliced from 3 exons. The record is from RefSeq and is a predicted model, not a curated record. Bases 1 to 747 code for a protein of 248 amino acids. Lineage: Eukaryota; Fungi; Ascomycota; Dothideomycetes; Mycosphaerellales; Mycosphaerellaceae.
AUGCCAGGAAAGCUUGAGGGAAAGGUCGCGAUCGUGACUGGCGGCGGAGGAGGCUUUGGCAAGGGCAUUGCGAAGAAGUACAUCGAGGAGGGUGCCAAAGUUGUGAUUGCAGACUUCGUCGAGGAUGUCGGCCAGAAGACUGCACAAGAACUUAGGUGCGAGUUUCAUCGGACAGAUGUGACAAAGAGAGAAGACUGGGAGUCGCUCAAGAAGUUUGUCGAUGACAAGUUUCAAAGGCUAGAUGUGGUCAUCAACAACGCAGGCACCACCUAUCGUAACAAGCCAACCGGCGAGGUCACGGAAGAGGAGUACGACAAGGUGUUCACUGUCAAUGUGAGAGCCAUCUACCUCUCCACCCAGGUCCUGGUACCAUACUUGCAAGAGAAGAAGAACGGGGGCUCAUUCAUCACCAUUGCCUCAACGGCAGGGCUCCGGCCUCGGGGAGGGCUGACGUGGUACAAUGCCUCCAAGGCUGCCGUGAUCAACGCGUCGAAAUCCAUGGCCGUGGAAUACGCGCCGGACAACAUUCGCUUCAACAGUGUAUGUCCAGUCGUUGGGUUAGGCACUGGACUGACCGACUUCUUCCUUGGCAAGCCUGAGAACGAGAAGGUGUUCAUGACGACCAUCCCUCUUGGCCGAGGCUCCACGCCAGCGGAUGUUGGUAAUACGUGCGCUUUCUUGGGCAGUGAAGAGGCGAACUUCCUGACUGGCAUCGACGUCCCUGUAGAUGGUGGUCGUUGUGUAUAG